AUGGGAUCUGAAAUGAGUGAGAAUCCUGGACAACCUGAAACAAAUUCUAAUCAGAUACCGGUCAGUGCACCAGAUAGUUUCUCCGACCACAGUCUGAACAAUUCAACUGCUCCAUUUUCAAGCCAACAAGGUUAUACAAAUCCUUCUCAUGGCAAUAAUCCAUCUGCUACAUCAUAUAUACCAGGUACAACCUCAUUCAAUAUCGAUUAUGCACGUCAAAUGCAAAGUCCUUAUAUUUCUGGAAAUCCCAAUUCACAAAAUCUCCAAACAAAUUAUUGCCCAACUAUGCCACCAUCAGGUGGAAGUUCAUUUGGUAGCGACCCAGUGAACAGGAAUCAAGGAUCUGUAUACCCGAUGUUUAACGGUUUUCCUACUCCGAUUUCAUUUCAGUCGAAUGAGUUUUCUGUCUCUCCCAGAGUUUAUGGGUUUGCUGAAUCAGCUCCACACGAAGAUAUAGUAUGUUUGCCAUUAUUUUUAUUAUUAUUAUUAAUAUUGUUAUUGUUAUUAGUUGAAUAA
This is a messenger RNA of Schistosoma margrebowiei, 516 nucleotides long. The record is from the annotation of a GenBank genome assembly. NCBI's taxonomy places the organism in Eukaryota, Metazoa, Platyhelminthes, Trematoda, Strigeidida, Schistosomatidae.